UGCUCGACACCGUCCAGGGAACCUCAGCCACGAAGAUGUCGAAGAGCCGCCUGGAGCGGCGCCCCGCCGCCCGCGCCGUACUGGCCGCCGCCAUCUUGGGAGCUGCGGCGAAAAGGCGGGCGGGCGGCCCCGCCCCGCCCCGGCAGUGCGCAGCGCCGCCCGCCGCCCUCCGCGGCCUGGCCAAAAUGGCGGCGGCCGCGGCCCUGACCCGGGAGGGCGGGGAGGACGCCUUCCGCCGGCUUUUUCGCUUCUACCGGCAACGUGACGCGUCGGACCUGCGGGGUGUGGUGGACUUCUCCAUGCCGGGGGGCCAGGUGUUCAGAUCACAGCUCAGUAUUUCUUCAGUCAGUGAUCAAGAUGCCUACAGAGCAGGCUUACAGCCAGUUAGCCAGUGGAAAGCCUAUGGCCUCAAUGGGUAUCCAGGGUUUAUUUUCAUACCAAACCCUUUCCUUCCGGGCUGCCAGCGUCAUUGGGUGAAACAGUGUCUCAAGCUAUACCCCCAGAAACCCAAUGUCUGCAACCUGGACCUGCACAUGGCUCCUGAGAAGACCAUUGACCUGUGGGGACAGAGCAAGGAGCAGCUGAGAAGGAAAGGUUCCAGUAAACGGGAGCCCAGAAGCUUACUGGAGAAGCUGCGCUGGGUGACCCUUGGUUACCAUUAUAAUUGGGAUACCAAGAAGUACUCAGCAAAUCACCACACUCCUUUCCCCUCAGACCUUGCAUUCCUGUCAGAACAAGUGGCUGCAGCCUGUGGGUUCCGGGGUUUCCAAGCCCAAGCAGGGAUCUUGAACUACUAUCAUUUUGACUCUUCACUGGGAAUUCAUGUGGAUGAGUCUGAACUAGACCAUUCUUGGCCCCUUUUAUCAUUCAGUUUUGGGCAAUCCUCGAUAUUUUUGCUUGGGGGCCUGAAGCGGGAGGAGGCUCCAACAGCAAUGUUCAUGCACAGUGGAGAUAUCAUGGUGAUGUCUGGCUUCAGCCGUCUGCUGUACCAUGCAGUCCCCCGGGUCCUCCCCAACCCUGAAGGGACAGCUUUGCCUUCGUGCCUGGACCAAGCACUUUCUUCAGACCUUCCUGUUGGCUCAGUCAUUGAGCACAGCUCUGAUGAGGAUUGGCAGGUCUGUGCCAAGUACUUGCAGUCUUCCCGCAUUAAUAUGACUAUUCGGCAGGUGUUGGCUGAGGGUCAGAAAUUUCCAGAGGAAUCUGGGAGAGAUGGAAAGGGCCGAGCACCCUCUGAAGACAGUCAGCAUCAGGAGAACAGCAGAGCCAAGAGACUUAAACUAAAUACAGAGAGCUGAGACCAGGAGAUCAUGCUGACAUUGACUGGACAGGCAACCUCCACUGGAAUUGGCAACUAAUGUAAUCAUACUCAAAGUCACUUGUCUGUAUUGGGAUUAAUAAAAUUCUGCAGAAUAAAUGUAGUCCUUCUUGCUGUAAAAAACAGGUGGGGGAGAAAAAGAAUUUAAAAGGAAAAUAAUGGUAAGUUCAGGACUGGGACUCAGGAGAUGAACUCUAUUGCCGUUUUGUUGCAGAUAUUUACUGUACUCUGUUCCAUUUAAAAUACCUGUAUGUCAGAGAAUUUUAAGCUUCGUUCAGUGUGCUCAUAAAGUAUUCUGAAAUCAUUGGACAGAAAAGUGCUAGCAAAAGAUACAUAAUUGCUAUGUGUUAAAGAAUCCUAUUGGGCUUGUAAAGCUCAGCUGAAGUGCAGUAAUAAGUAUGAAUGACAAUAGGCUGCUAAGGGUGUGAGACCUACCUGCAGCAUUUCCAAGAGAAUUACCUCUACUGCAAAAACUGGUUCAGUGAUCAGAAACUAGCAGCUCCCUUGCAACACCUGGUAUAAGCUUGCUGUAGUCCUGUGCUCUCCUUUUGCCUGCUUGCACCCCCUCAGCUGCAGCGGAAACUGCUCUUAUGAGUGGAACUGGACUUUUUUGCAUAACUCAGAUUUUAGACGGAAACAAUUGGGGGCAGUAUCUCCUUAGAAUACCUAGUAGCUCCCAGCUGGGUCCCCUCCCAACAGUAAGUGUGUGUCUGAGCCCUACAUCCCCAUUCUUUCAAAACUGCCCUCUCUUAAGUGCCUGCAGAUUAUGGUCCUCCAGUCCCAAGCUAGCAUCUAUAAGAAACAGAAUGACUUGCAAGUAAAAGCAAUGAAGUUGUAAAUUAAGUACCUAAAAAAUUAAUCAGUGGCUAUCGGUGUCACCCGAAGAUAAAUACAUUGAAACAAAGAAAAGCACUAGCUUUUGUGCCAGUUCUCUUCCUCUCUGCUUUUUAAUGCAAUUUUAAUUGUUGGAGUGGAAUGCACUAUCCCUGGGGUAUUUUGUUGCACUUUCCCAAUGAAUAAACUUAUUUGGUUUUUAAAUUAAA
This is a messenger RNA of Harpia harpyja (harpy eagle), 2358 nucleotides long. It is a transcript of the gene ALKBH1, whose product is annotated as alkB homolog 1, histone H2A dioxygenase. Gene Ontology annotation, biological process: oxidative RNA demethylation. The record is from RefSeq and is a predicted model, not a curated record. Lineage: Eukaryota; Metazoa; Chordata; Aves; Accipitriformes; Accipitridae. Gene Ontology annotation, molecular function: ferrous iron binding; oxidative RNA demethylase activity; broad specificity oxidative DNA demethylase activity. The transcript is spliced from 6 exons. Gene Ontology annotation, cellular component: cytoplasm; nucleus. The coding region runs from base 36 to 1295 and encodes 419 amino acids.